Schistocerca americana (American grasshopper) is the source of this 3624-nucleotide messenger RNA. RefSeq names its product zinc finger protein 250-like. The record is from RefSeq and is a predicted model, not a curated record. The coding region runs from base 429 to 2891 and encodes 820 amino acids. The transcript has 11 exons. Gene Ontology annotation, cellular component: nucleus. NCBI's taxonomy places the organism in Eukaryota, Metazoa, Arthropoda, Insecta, Orthoptera, Acrididae. Gene Ontology annotation, biological process: regulation of transcription by RNA polymerase II. Gene Ontology annotation, molecular function: RNA polymerase II cis-regulatory region sequence-specific DNA binding; zinc ion binding; DNA-binding transcription factor activity.
UAUACAGAAGUCUGAGAUUAUUGAAUAGAUCGGCGCUAAUUUUACAAUGCUUGGAGAUGAUGAUUGUAGUGAUGAGGCAUUGGAGAAGGAUGUACUAUACGACGAGAAUGCCAAAAAUUCCAACAGUUCAAUGGAAUUUUAGUGCUUCUUAAAAUAACAUGUCAUGAUGCCCUUUUUACGUUUAUGUUGUCAGAAAAAAAUCGAAUAUAAAAUCCCAAGAAGUUGUCUUAACGUUUGGAGGCGCAAGACGCAUUGCACCAUACACCGCGGAAAAAGUUGAAGGCGACGUUCAGUUGGAUUGUUGAAGUUCUAGUUACGUGGUAAGUAAAAUCUGGGCUCAGCGAGCAGGUAGAUGGGACCUUCUUGACAAGGAUGCCACUUAUUUGAGUAAUAACUGCAGGCUCUGUACCUUCCAUUUUCAUGAUCGAAUGUAUACAUCUACUGAGAGGAAGAGGCUUGUACAGAUUGCAGUUCCAGAGAUCUUUGUUCUGCCAACAGGCGAAAUAAAAAUUUACUGGGAUAAUGAUGCAAUGUUUUUAAUUAAAGCACCUGAUAUAGCCUCUCAGUUGGAGAUGUUUGAUGAGAUACGGAAAGAACUUAAUUUGGAGGAAUAUCUUACAACUGGCAACAUGAAACCUGGAGUGUCUGUUACACAAGGAAAAGUUGAAGAAGAUGAAGAAAUAAAUAUAAACUACAAAGAAGAAAUAAAGGCAUGGAAUAGAACCUUACAAGAGUUAAGUGAAAUGGCUAGUAGGUACUGCAGAUUGUGUGCACAGGCAUCUGACAAUUUAGUUCCUGUAUUCAGUGAGCGAGGGCUUGAACUUAAACUGGAAGAGAAAAUUCACACACACCUUCCAAUUAUGGUGACACCAGAUGACUUGAUGCCUGUCAGUUUAUGUAUGUCAUGUAUUUCAAAACUGGAAGUUUGCCAUCAGUUGGUUAAUUGCUGUUUGGAAGCAGAUAGCAACCUAAGGACAAUGUUAAAGUUCUCCGAAAUAUUUGAAGAUGAGUCUCAAGAUUAUGAUGAAAAUGGCCAUGGUGGCGGUCUUCAAGUGGACGAUCAAACUCCCAGUGAAAAUGCAGAUAUUGAAAUGGAAAAUCAAGAUAGUGAUAGUCAGAAUCCCGAUCACAAUUCGAAUGUGGCAUAUGAAGAUGGAGAACAUUAUGGUGCUCAUGUUGUAUCUCAGUCACCAAGUGAUGACCAAAUGGAUUCUGCUAGUUGUAAUGAUCCAUCAGUGUGCAAAAUGGAAGUUAUUGAAACAGAUAUUGCUAACCAGGCACAUCAUGGUGAAGUAAUAGAACAAAUUAUUGAAGAAAAUGAUGGUUCUGAUGGAAAUGAGGACCUGACAGGCGAUAAAGAAGAAUAUAUGGAGCAGGGUGAACAAGAGGAAAAUAAGUGGCCGAUAAGUAUAAAACUGGAUCAGAACUUCUCUACACUUGACAUAUCCAAGCUGAAAGGAGAAGUGACGCUGCCUGUUAGCAAGGCUCUUAAUCUGUUUGGAGAUGAAAAUUUCAAGGUUUCAAAUAAACCAAAGUAUAAGGUGGUGGUUGUCAAAUUAAAAACGUCACCAGAUGUAUCCCAGGAUCUACAGAUAUCUAAAGCAUUGCAGUUGCUGAAGACCGAUGCGAAUGAAGCUGAAGCAACAGAGAAUGCUGAGGGUGUGCAAGAGUUUCGUUUAGCAGAACAAGAGAGAUCUCAGUCCGAACAAUUCCCCUUUGAAUGUUCUACUUGUGGAAAAACAUUCCAGAAGAUAGGAGAGAUGGCACAACAUUCUGCCAUUCAUGAAAAUGUACGUCAACAUAAAUGUCAGUUGUGCGGCAAAAGGUUCAAUCGGCGAGGGAAUAUGCUUGUGCAUCUAAGAAGACACCAGACAGCCAAUAACUUCACAUGUAAAAUAUGCAUGGAGACAUUUGAUACUUUUGGUGAGAUGCUGUCUCACCGUAAAACGCAUAGCAAAGAAGAGAUAGAGCGUGCUGCUAUCCUGAGAACAACCACAGGACAAGCAAGUGAAAUAAAGUGUGAAAUAUGUGGCAAGGUGCUGUCAACAAAAAUAUCAUUGCGUUACCACAUGAUGACACAUUCAGGCGAAAAGCCCUAUGAAUGCGAUUUCUGCCAUAAGAAGUUCACUAUGAAGACAACUUUGGCUUAUCACCGACGCACUCACACUGGUGAGAAACCAUAUCAGUGCCGUUUCUGUGACGAUGCAUUCCAGUCGAAGCAAGGACUUGUUAUUCACGAGCGGCUGCACACUGGAGAGAAGCCAUUUCCUUGUGAACAUUGUCCAAUGGCUUUCCGUUCCCGAGUUAAUCUUAAUCAGCACUUGGUUGUCCAUUCAGAAGAAAGGCCCUUUACUUGCCCAUAUUGCAACAGAGGUUUUCGUCGCCGUGACACCCUUGAUGUUCAUGUGCGCACACACACAGGGGAACGACCUUAUGGCUGUCAAGUGUGUGGCAGGCGUUUUAAGCAGAAGGGUGACUGCAAUAAGCAUCAGAAAUCACAUUUUAAGGACUCUGAUGUUCCAAUAGAUGUGCCAGUGAAAAGUGGGAGAGGAGCGCACAGUAGUCGUGCAGAUCAAGCAAAAAUGAUAAUUCCAGGUGCAGCUGCAAGUACUGUUUCUCAGCAAUCUAUACAAGAGGAUACAGCACCAGCUGAAAGCUAUGCUUGUGCUUUAUGUGGAGUAGUCUUUGAUAACAAGUUUGAAACAGAACAGCACUUUGAAUCAUUCCAUUCUGUUGGGGAGGGAGCACCAGAAACAAUUAUCAUUAGCACAGACAAUAUUGUAGCCCCCGAAAAUGGGAUUGUGUUGUCAGAAAUAGCCAUAGUUGGAAAUGAACAGGAUAACAUUAUACUCCCUGACUAUGCCACUGAAGCAGAUAACAACAGUCAGUAAUAACAAGCUGUCCAGUAAGUUAUUAGUUUGUGAGUGUGCAGUGUUAUGUACACUAUUACUCCGUCAUUGUCCCAGUAUUUUGUCAAUGAAAAUGGAUUAUUUUAAAGAUGCAAUUUUAGAUUUAUGUAGUUUUUGUGUGUUCUGUUAUUAAUCAGAAUAGAUUUUAAGUUGCAAUGAGUACAAUAGUAAUUUUUCAGCAAUUCCUGUUUUAAGGAAUUAUGUACAAUUGUAAAUACAAUGCAUUGUUUUUAAUGGAGUUCUAGAAAACUGUGCACAAACUGUCGAGUAUAUUUUGGCCCGAGGCAAUGGACCUGAAUGACCACUUACUACAUUUUUUGUUUAUUAUACAGUUGAUUUGUAAAAAGAUACAAUUUAAUGUUUAUAUACUGAAUAUGUCAUAGUACAAUCAAAACAGUUCAACUUUGUGAUGUGACAGAUUUUAAUUGUAUGUAGUUUAUAGAAACAGGAAUGGAUGUCAAGUCUUAGGCUUGGCAAGCAUAUCAGAAAUAUCUCUUUCUGUUUCAAAAGAAGAAGGCUCCGGUCAUUGAUGUGUCAUGCAAGAGAGUAAAUGGAUGAAAGAGCAUAUUUUUGGAUUAUAAAAGUUCUCCUUGAUUUGUGCAGAAUUCAGUGGUUGCCUUAAGCACUCUUCACUUUCUUACUCUAUAUGAAUAUGUAUGUACAUAUUUUAUAUCAUUGUUCAACAUUUUGUCAGGAAAAAAUUAAUAAACAAAGU